GUUCAACAGGUAUGCUUGGUUGUUGUGCCAACUGCCACAGUUCACAUGGGGUAAACAACCCAAACGUAUGUUUGGAGGAGCUGAUUUGUAUCACCUGGAUAUGCAAAGUUUGUGAAGAGCAAAGAUGACUUCUGACGCAGAGAGAGAUAGACCUGCUGGCAGUUACAGUAGCUUUGGUCCUAUCAAGGAGAAGAACAAAGUAAUAAAAUGUAACUCACAACCCUUUUUAAAGCCAAAUUUUGCUCAGGUAAGAUACUCAUUAAAGCUACCAAAAUCCUAAUACCAGGGUGCAGUGUUUUCCCGGAUUGUCCCCGACUCCGCGCCACUACAUAAAAAAAAGUUUCUGCCAAGUACAAGGCACAUUCGCACAAUGAUCUGGUCUCAGUAGAUACCUUUACUCUGUUGGUUGUUAUGUCAUAUUUGGAAGCUCAAUCUGUACAUUUUCCCUCCAAGAAUCUCACCAGAAGUAACCAUUUUACUUUUCCGGGGGGGCAUGCCCCCGGACCCCCCCUAGCGUUGCUAGGUUACCAAAUCAGAGCACCACUGCUACAAAGAAAUCUAGGGGAAACACUGAGGGUGUGAAUUACAGGGGGGGGGGGGGGUCAUGAUCCAGAAAACAAAAUUGUGUUUUGAAAAGAGGUUGAGGGACUUCUGCAUAACACUGGAGCACUAGGUGGUGGGACAGAUUGCUGCCAGAUAUUUCGCACAUGUACACUAAAUUUUUUUUUAGCAGUUUGGUUAUUAAUAGUUGAUUGUUGAUUUAAGAAAUGCAAAACAAGGCUUGGAUAUGCUGUCAUUUAUUGUCUGUGUUGUUGUAUGACUUACAAAGGAGCCAAUACAGCUUAUGAAAAAAGUCAGCAAAAUGCUACAAUCAAAGAGUGUGGACUCCACUGCACCGGAACCUGUGGACUUUACCCUGGAUGAAUCUAAACUCAUACUCAGAGAUAUUGCUCAGGAACUGGACCGGAUAAUGCAGACGAGAGAUCUCUCACUGUCAACCAAUGUCUGUGAAGAUGGGUCUAGUCUGGAGGAGCGACAGGCAUUCCUUCUUCAGUUGGCUCAGGCCCUCCCGCCAAAAGCACAUGCCCCAGAGAUGCUCCAAGGACAAACAGCAGUGUUGAGCCCAUGCAGUAAUGGGCUGGAGGAGAACAGGGGAGAAGCUUGUACACCAAAGCCUGAAGAGGGCAAAAGACUGAAGAAGGCCAUUGCUGAUCUUUCUACAUUGAGCUGGAUUCUGAAAGGGAUGGAAGACGACUCGGUCUGUCUGGAUACGGAUGUGGAUGAGGUGGUGAAAGAGAUGUUCAAACUGUGGAAGAAGGGCAAACUGCCCAACAUACUCCCUGUGCUGGACUUUGUUAUCUUGAGUAUCCUCAAGCAGGAAGGACAAAAGCUGUCUAUUGCAAAACAUUGGAACAGAAAUCAAGAUUUCUUCAAAAGUGAAGCUUAUCCACAACAUGCUCCAGAUUCUGUAUGGAAAUGGAUUACCAAGACUAGAGUUGAGAUCAGACUAGACCCGUCUACCGCAAACCCUUGCCUGAAGAUAUCCGAAGACGGGAGAGCGGUGAAAAUGGACAAGAUCGUGGAGAACGUCUACGACCCAUGGAAAGACUUCAGAAGAACCAAACAACGAUAUGACGGCUGGUGGUGCGUGUUGGGCAGAGAGGGCUUUGCUUCCGGAAGGCACUACUGGGAGGUGGAUGUCAGAGGCAAGAUUGAGUGGAGGGUGGGGGUGGUCAGGGAGUCAGCUCCCCGAAAUGGCUUCAAAAGUCUGAACGAGAGAACCUACCACUGGACUUUAAAAUUGCAAUUGGGCCGGCUCAUUGCCAUGACGGUUCCAGUCACCAAGCUAGCCAGAUGUGCACCCAGUGUGUUGGGUGUGUUCCUUGACAUGGAGGAGGGAACUGUGUCCUUCUACGAUGUGAGAAACAAGUUCCAUAUCUACUCGUUCAAUGUCAGUUUCGAUCUUGAUGAAAAGAUUUUCCCUGUGUUUGGCACCGUUGAGACGGGGAAAGAGAUGCGCAUCUUGAAUUGAAAUGAAUUGCAUUGCAUUUAGAUGUGUGUAAAUGAUGACUGGAAUUGGACAACUGAAAAAUUCAUAUCAAUAGCACUUAUAUACUAUAUUAUAAGAACAAAGUAGGUUGUGUGUGAGCUUUAAAAAUAGUUUUUGCCCUAAUCCUGGUAGCCGGAACAGCCUUUGCUACAUUUCAUUUGUUGUUGUUGAACACACAUCACACAUGUUGGUCCAAUAAUUUAAACCAGUCUCAUGCACACAAGCUACUUAAAAAAUCAGAACUCACAGACCUUGUUAAAAGUAGUCAAGUAGGUUUACUAAAACAUUUUCUUUAAAUAUGUACAUAAUAAGACUAAGAUAUUAUUAGUCGUUGCAUAUUGUGGGGGACAAGUUGCAUGCACUUCACUUGUAGAUGGCAUCGCAACCUAAAAAUCUCAGCACAGACUCUCCAUAACAUUCUAAACAUGGCUGGAUCACUGCCACUCUCAGAUUGAAGUGACAGAUUAUAGACAUUCUGCACUUUUAGGAUUGGGGUGAAAAAAAUAAUAAUCUCACCACUGUAGCCUACCUUAGGCAUUUGCCACUUUGAGUUUUCCCCCCAUUUCUUAGAAGUAAUGCUUUCCUCUCUAACACAGAGAGACACUACUCUUCAGCUGGGCCGGUUCAUGGCCAUGACGUUGCCAGUCAAUAAUGGUUUCACUUUGUUUGGCACCAUAGAUAUGGGGAUACACAUCUCACAAUUACACCGCUUUGUGUGGUCACAUGAAUUGGCACAACUGAAAGUCAAGUCAUAUUAGGCCAACGUUACCACCACAAUGCAUGAGACUGGUUUGAAUUAUUGAACUGGGUGUGAUAUCACGCAAGAGAAAAAAGCAGUGCAGUUUAUUGUAAGACAGAAAAAUGAAGAUUAGCUGUGUGCGUCAUCGCUCCUUUCCUACUGCAUCACUGCCUAAACAAGUGAGCCAUACAAAUAUAUCAACCUUGAAAUUCUGAGUCAUUUUAUAAUUUAUCUCGGGUAAAAAAAUAAUAAUUCUGUUGAAAUCCUACAUAGAAUAGUUAACUUUGACAUUUAUCUACAGCAAUUUAACCACCCCACCUUUAGUUUGUAAGCAUCCAUGUAUCGUGACAAUGAUGAUAUUUCCUCCUCUUACCUGAAGAGGGCAGCCUGGUGCAGCGCACUGCACAGUCAUUCAGCCUAUAAAAAACAUUAAUGUCUUAAUCCAGAAGGAAAUCCCUUCGUGUUUACUGCAUGCCGAAAUCGAAUAUAUUAAACAUAAAAAAAUAUGAAAUAGUCCUCCUUUCCACAACAAUGUUCUUUACUUAAAAAAAGAAAGUAAAAAAAGUAUCCUUUACAAAAUGUAAAACUUCUGAACCCCUGUUCCACCACCAGGGGUUUGAGCACUAGUGAUGACCAGACAUGUUCCCUCGCACGCUCAUCGACAGCCGCACUCAUCCACCACCAUGUCCUGGGGGGUAUUCCAUCAACCAAGCUAAAGGCAAAGCCGGGCUUAUUUCUCUUAGCCUCGCUACUUUCAGCUAGAGUUGCGUUCCAUCAACGUGACUUAAGGGAAUCCCCACUAAGUAACCAUGGCAAUUUAUCCGACCAAAUGAACCUGGUCGGUAGCAGGCUAACUGUCAGGCUUACUAGAGCUGUGCUUCAGAGAAGUCCCAUCUGUCGGAAACAAGUGUACCAUCAGAAGGUUACGCAAAGCCUAGUCCUCACGAUUUAGUCAUAAAUGUACAUAUAUGAAGUACAAACAGCCUAUGUUUUCAGUAAGGGUCUAAAAUUAAAUGAUGCAAAUGAAAUAAUUCAAUGAAUUGCUAUCUAUUGUUAUAGUGGAUAUUUUCUAAACACAUUUUUAGACAAAUUAAUGUAUAUUCUGAACCAGAAGUUGGGUGAGUGGUCCAGUAUCUGCCCUGUAGUACGGGCGACCUGAGUUCGUCCUGGGCAGGUCAUUGAAUUCUUGCUGUUGGCUUAUUUUUGUAAUUUCCUUUAUAUCAGAGAAAUGAGGCCUAACAAUUGACUUUUUUCAUAAUAAAUAUGUCUUACAAUAUCCCUAGACCCCAAAUAUAACUUGCAAAAACCCAUGGUAAAGUUAAUGUUAAUAUUAAUGUUACUGAUAAUGAUAAGACACUGCUUCAUGGGAAAUUGCAGCCGCAUAAAUUCCAUUCAGAUGAGUUUCUCGGCAGGCAGCCAAGACCACUUUUGUUGAGAAAAAUACUCCAAAGAAAAUACUCCUUCCUAAAAUACUAAUUAGAUGGGGAUUGAGCCCCGGACGACCGAGUGCAAGUCUGACACGUUACCUCAAGACUAUCUCCCUGAUUACUAAUCUAUGGUCAAUAUUACAUUUAAAUAUGUUACGCUUAAUACUACUUAUUCAUUCAAAAGAUUGGCGAUUUUAUUGGUUACGGUGUUCCCUUUUUGAGUUAUUAUAUGCUUGUAGUCCUCAUAGACCUCCACAAGCAGCUUCUGUUCGCCGCUGGAAAAGAUCCCGCUCGGUCCUAUUUGGACAUUUGAUCCAUUAUUUGACAUUCACGGUUCUGGGCCGGUUACAUAUCUCGUGAGCGUGCGCAAUCCACAAUACUGUUAGCCUGGCUUGAACUAACCUGAGCAAGGCGCGGCUGAACUGGGUUGAUGGAACGGCUUGAGCCUCUAGUGGAAGUUGGCGUUAGUUCUAACCGGGCUUAAUCAACUAAGCGCCGCUUUCGUUAGCGACUUUGAUGGAAUACCUUUUGGUAGUGCCGCAGCACCACGUUGUUGUUGUUGUCAUAGUACAGCAUGGAGAUGGGCUAGAGGCGGAGGUCCCGCUAGCACGGCUGCGUUGGUCCAGAGCGGCUCGAAGUACCUUGACACGUCGAUGGUCCGGGGCCCCAGGAAAAACUCUGGGGCCUUGAGCACCUGACCACUGAAACUUGACCUCCAGCCGGGCCAGAGAGAGCUGCUCCACAGGCUGCAGGACGACACGUUGAAGAACAUCUGCUCCUCCACGCAGUCCUGGCCGCCCCAGAAAGACACCAACCUGCCUGCAAUACAGGAAAAUGACUUAGCUCAACCAUGUGGGCCUCCAGAUUAGGGUGACAAGAUUUCUGAAGAGAAAAACAAGGUAUUUGUAGUUUGGUGGUCCAUAUGUCAACAAAAUAUCUGAUAUCAUUUCUGAAAUGAAUAAAAAGGGACAUUGGCUGCUCGGUUCAUAUUAAAUGUAGAAGGCCAACUACAGUAAAAUAUUUGGCAGUACAUGCAAAUGGGUUUAAUAGCCUAUGUUGCAUUUGACGCUUUCGUAAGACCAAAAACCAGCAAAAGUAAGCAUCUUGAAUGAGUAAUAGUAUUGUUGAUUGAUAGCCCAUGUUUAUGAUCUGCCCUGCCUGCUUAGACGUGUGUGUGUGUGUGUGUGUGUGUGUGUGUGUGUGUGUGUGUGUGUGUGUGUGUGUGU
Gadus chalcogrammus (walleye pollock) is the source of this 5442-nucleotide messenger RNA. Its product is annotated as butyrophilin subfamily 3 member A1-like. The transcript is spliced from 10 exons. Lineage: Eukaryota; Metazoa; Chordata; Actinopteri; Gadiformes; Gadidae. The record is from RefSeq and is a predicted model, not a curated record. The coding region runs from base 845 to 2032 and encodes 395 amino acids. Gene Ontology annotation, molecular function: protein binding.